Messenger RNA from Penicillium salamii, 1344 nucleotides. The record is from the annotation of a GenBank genome assembly. NCBI's taxonomy places the organism in Eukaryota, Fungi, Ascomycota, Eurotiomycetes, Eurotiales, Aspergillaceae.
AUGUCCACCCACAUGUCCCCGAAAGUGAGUGAAAUCAGCCAAGAUGCAACUGGGACCAGCGAGUCUCGACCAUUGACAACGGAGCCUGGCAAGCCUCAGUACAGUCUCAUUGAAUUUGUUAAAGACAUGGACAGAUACUGUCCCGGAGGAUAUCAUCCGUUGAAGAUCGGGGAUGUCCUAGCUGACGGGCGAUACCGACUCGUUGACAAGCUUGGAUACGGAGGAUACUCAACUGUAUGGCUGGCCCGGGAUAUACGAGAGGCCAGAUACGUGGCAGUGAAGGUCAUUACUGCCGAUGGUAGUUUGUGCUCACCCGAGGCAAGUCUUAUAGCCUCCCUUGGGAAGUUACCAUCUACACCGGGUGCUGAAUUCAUUCCGCCACUACUCGACGAAUUCUGGGUUACCGGCCCCAAUGGGGAGCAUAAAUGCAAUGUCACCCAUCCUGCACAGAUGAGCCUGCUUGCUGCUAGAGACGAUUCGAUUUUUCAUGUUUUCCCGCCCAAGGUUGCGCACUCGAUCAUCGCCCAGCUCAUUCGCGGCGUGGCCUUCCUCCACAGUAACAACAUUGUACACGGCGGUAUACCUGCAUCUUGGCAUCUUUUCUCCUUAUCAGAACUAUAUGAGAAAUUUGGAGAGCCGGAGUCAGAGCCCGUUGUUCGACUCGAUGGCAAGCCAUUAUCAGACGGCGUACCGGACCAUGCAUUUACAUCGGGCUGGUAUGGCGUUAGCGGUGAGGAAAUUACACAUGGAAAUGAAAGGAUUUUCCUUAGCGACUUUGGGGAGUCAUUCAACCCUCACACAACGCCAAGGUAUUCGUCGAACACCCUUCCUCUCCUUCAGCCUCCCGAGGCCCGAUUCUCCGAUGAACCUCUUUCUUUCUCCUCGGAUAUUUGGACACUUGCCUGUACCAUUUGGGAGAUUUUUGGCCAGCGACCUCUGUUUGAAGCUUUCUUCGCAAGCGCCGAUCGUGUCACCGCGGCGCAAGUCGAAGCGCUUGGUAUCUUACCUACGGAGUGGUGGAAAAAAUGGGAGAAAAGAGAUCAAUGGUUCAACGAAGAGGGGGAGUUCGGUGGGACAGCUAGGGGCCCUGAUAAUGUGUGCUGGGCUUGGGACAUGAGGUUUGAAUUCAGCAUACAGAAGCCUCGGGCUGAGGCGGGCUUCGAGAUCCCGACGGAAGAGGAAAGGGCAGCAUUUGAGGCGAUGCUUCGCUCAAUGCUGAAGUUCCGACCCGAAGAGAGAGCAACUGCACCUGAGGUAUUAAACUCGGAAUGGAUGAAAGGCUGGGGUCAACCAGCCCUCGAAGAAAGCUGGAGUUAUGAUAGUUCCGCCCAGGAUAGUGGAUAA